AUGGUGCUGCAGAGAUCCAACCGAGAUAUCCUUAUUAAUGCUUGGGCUGGUGUCGGUUUAUCGGAUGGAGACAGCGGCCUUGGUGCCUCAGGAAGAACAUCAGCGACAUUGUCCGCUUCGUCCACCACUGUGACUUGUCGAUGCGGACUUCCAGCAAGAUUGUGA
This is a messenger RNA of Protopolystoma xenopodis, 165 nucleotides long. The record is from the annotation of a GenBank genome assembly. Lineage: Eukaryota; Metazoa; Platyhelminthes; Monogenea; Polystomatidea; Polystomatidae.